CUUGAUAUUCUGGAAAGUGAGGACUGUCUGUUUGUGUUAAAGAUGUGUUUAGAUGCUGGAUUUGCUCAUGUCAUGCACAAUAUGAUUCCCUUCUUUCAAGCUGAGGAACUAGAUUGAUUGACUGAACUUGAAAGGAGAAAAUUGAUUCCAACAUGCCUCAUCUGAAAGUGAAUGUGAACGGAAAGAAGUACACUAUUUCUGGUAUCACUCGUACAACAUGCAGCAAACAGAUCCUCUGCGCCUUGGCUAAAGUCGACGCAGAAUUACGAUCAAGACAAACGACUGAGCCAAAAGGCGACCCCCUCAUGAAUGCAUCGGGAGCUUGUGUAGAACAAAACAGGAGGGCUAAGAAAGUUCGCGAGACGAGAAAAGAAUUUAAGAGAGAAGAAAAGUGUACGAGGAGUAGGGAGACCGAGAAGAAGCAAAGAGAAGGAAGAAAACGUUCCAGUGGCAAAGUGCAUAUAACAAAACCAAUGGAACUAACAAACAAUGAAGGAAUUCAAACGUCUAGUGGAAUGUUCGAAGCAGUAGAGAAAAGCUCCGAGAAUCAGCAAAACUGUUCACCAUCGCUAAAUGAACGAGAGGGUGUGAAAGAAAAAGUCGUCGAGAGCAGUUUUCGAACGGUGGAAGACUUAGACCGGAAUAUCAAUGGACGAGACACAAGCUCUGUGGACAGCAAGGAAAAUAAUGUUGAGGAUAGCGCCAAAGACACUGAUCAUGACACGGGGAUAAGUGAGUUACAUUCAGACAGUUCAUUUGAACAAAACCAAAUCUUGCACCAAAAUUCCGGCGUAAAUGGAAGCUCAGCGAGGAGAACUUUAAACAGUACAUUACAAAUUAAAGUGAAAUGCGCCUCUACGAACACAGAUACCAUAGAAUUUGCUGAUUUGGCAUAUUCGUGCAUGCUCGAAAAUAGUAUAUCAAACUUAGAGGACGACGAGUACAUCGUUGCUGAACUGAUUGGCAGUGAGACCGACGUUGAAAUAUUCGACGAAUGCACAUGUACAUACAUUGACUCAGAGACUGAAGAACUUCAACAAGAGAUCGAAAAGAUUCGCGAUGAUUUAAAGUUAACAGAAUCAAAGCUUAUUGAGCAGGAGAAAACGAUUGAAACGCUGAAUGUCUUGAUAGACGACGACGACGAUGAUGAAUAUUGCGCCAACUGUGACGUCAACGAUGACGUAAAUAAGCGAAUUGACGAACUUAAACAGUCAAUCAAAUUAAGUACUCAGUUGUAUGAUUAUCAGAAGGUCGAGACGCAAGCAAAUGCGUUGGAACUAGAGAAAGUUGAAUCACAAAUAAGGAGAAAACGAUGGCACGUAGAGUGUCUGUUGAAAGAGCUCUAUAUGGCUCGGAAUAGCCCACUUACUGGGAAUGGACAAGGGAAAUCUGCUCCCUUCCCGAGAGACGGUACCCUGGUCUAACAAAAUCAUUUGACAUAAGGUUGUUAUUUUCAUAUUUACUUCGUUCUAUUUGGAAACUUUGUUUUUGACUGGAAAUAUCGAAGUUUCUCCGUGAUUCCCAUGUGUUAGUUAGUAAUGUAUCUAUCGGGAUCCUCAUGAUUGAUAAUUUGUCAAUUUUUAAAUAAAGAUGGCUAAAUAAAAGUUGAAA
Molecule: messenger RNA, 1611 nt
Organism: Pocillopora damicornis (cauliflower coral)
Lineage: Eukaryota; Metazoa; Cnidaria; Anthozoa; Scleractinia; Pocilloporidae
Product: peroxisomal biogenesis factor 3
Biological process (GO): protein import into peroxisome membrane
Cellular component (GO): peroxisomal membrane
Molecular function (GO): protein-macromolecule adaptor activity
Source: RefSeq, a predicted model, not a curated record